GAUUGCAAAGAUGACAUUGAUCAGAAGAUUGUAAACAAAACAUUUAACUUUACCCUUGGAUAAUCAAGUUAUGGGUUACUUACUUUGUGGGUGAUAACCACACUUUUAACUGACAUAAUGAUAAGAGCAUUUCUCAUGGCUUCAUCAAGGAAAGGCGGCCUUCCUCAAAGACCCAAAUCUACAUUACCCGGUCGAACAGGAAAGAUACAAGCAAGGCUGUUAACAACAGGAAGCAGCCCAGUGUAUAAAGCACCAGAAAAUACACUUGUUGAUGGAGUCAGUAACCUAUCGCUAAACAACAAGAAAGGGAGAAUAUUGGAGGCCAAGCUAAGUGUCAAAAACAAAUCAGGCAGACAAAGACCAUAUUCUUCUACAGGAGGGAAAAUUACAUCCUUCAAAUCAGAUCUUGAUGUUGUUAAAUUCAUAAAAUUUGGUCAGGCCCAGAAAAUUGUGGUAUGUGCAGGGGCUGGUAUAAGUACAGCCAGUGGCAUUCCAGAUUUCAGAACACCUGGCUCUGGAUUAUAUGACAAUUUACAGCAAUACAAUAUCCCGUACCCAGAAGCCAUCUUUGAUAUUGACUACUUUCACCAUGACCCUAAGCCGUUCUUUUGUCUAGCCAAAGAGCUGUAUCCAUCCGGCAAAUAUCGACCGAAUUAUACGCAUUACUUUAUGAGGAUGCUACAUGACAAGGGGCAACUACUUCGGAUAUACACACAGAACAUUGACGGUCUGGAAAGAUUGGCUGGUAUCCCUCCACAUAAACUUGUUGAGGCUCAUGGAACAUUCUCUACAGCAAUCUGCACUAUCUGUAAUCAGAAGCAUGAAGGAGAAGAAAUCAAGGAUGCCAUAUUUUUAAACAAAAUACCAAAGUGUAAACGGAAAGGCUGUCCGGGGGUUGUGAAGCCAGAUAUAGUGUUUUUUGGUGAAGAUUUACCCAGACGGUUCUAUCUGUACCUCAAGGACAUGCUACAGGCAGAUUUGGUCCUUGUCAUGGGAACUUCUCUAGAGGUACAACCGUUUGCUGGCAUUAUUGACCUUAUAAGGUAUAAUGUGCCCAGGAUAUUGUUCAACAUGGAGCCUGUCGGACCCUUCAGACACCGCAAAAGAGCUCAUGACUUUGUGAACACAGGUGACCUGACAGAAAGUGUGCGUAAAUUUGUCUCUCGUCUGGAGUGGGAGGAAGAAGUGUCAGAGUUGAUUUCUAAGUGUGAAGAUCAACAGAAGUGCUGGGUAGGUGGAAGUAAUAAAAACAACCCUUCCUCAGAGGAUCAGAAGGACAGUUCCACACAGGAAACAAGCUCACCUAAGGGAAGUAACCACAGCUCCAGCGCAUCCAAGGGAGGUAACCUUGCAACCACAAUCAAUCCCACUGAUAUCAGUCCUCCAAGACGCCAUCUCCACACAAUGAACUCUGCGAAAUCAGAAGGGCAGAAGCCUAACGUAUGUUUUAACCAGAGACGGAUUUCCAGCACAGGAAGAGCAAGAACAGCUUUAUUGCCGAGGCUUGGAGGUUCCCAUAAAAGUAAAGAGUAUCAGUGGAAGGGGUACAGAGCCCAGAAAGAGGACAGUAGCAGCAGUAGUACUGAGGAGACAUCAGAAAGCAGUUCCGAGGAAGAUUCCAGAUAAUGACAGUUGCACAUAGAUAAUGAUGUGUAUACAUUGUACAUAAAUAAUGACACAUGCAUAAUGACAAUUCUAAUGUAACACCUAACAAUGACACUUGCGUAUACUUUAAUGACAUCUGUACAUGGAUAAUGACAGUGUGUCGCAGUAAAAACAUGAAUAGCAUAGUUCACAAAGGUGCACAUAUUAGUAGUGAACACUUUACAUGAGAUAAUAAGAAAGACAUCCUUCUGGGUAAUGACAUUUGAAGUAUUCUUCAGAUAAUGGCAGUGUUACAAAUAUUCCAAGGCGAAGACUAACUAAUGCCAUGAAAAUCCUCCAAGGGAGGAGUGGGCUUGUUCUCUCUGUUUCAUGUAGUUUAAAUUUCAAAUUAAUUAUUCUACUUAAUUUUGACCAUAUUUAUAGAUAUCCAUUCAAGAUGCAAGGCUAUUCAAUCUUUUAAGCUGAUAUUCUGAGCAUGAGGUGAUUCUAUACAUAGGGUGAUCUGAGGUGUAAAAUAUAAUAAUGUAGUGCUGGAGACCAGAGGCUGUUGGCCAAUUAAACCACACCUCAGAAAGCAGUAUCAUUGAUGGAUUUAUGCCUGCAGUAUCGUCAGAUACCUCUAGACAGGUUUCUGCCGUUAAAGCUGUGCUUGACUUCUUCCACCCAAAACUGACUGCCAUCAUAAUAAGUAAAAGGCUGUUUAAAAUGGUCUCUUCCAUGUGUCUCUGGUUUGGAUAAAGCUUCACAUAAAGGGGUUUGUCAGAAACCUGGGUGUGCAUUUCCUUGGGAAAACCUGUUUUCCCUAACCCUUAAGCCCAACUAAUGUCUCUUUUAUUUAGGUGAAUAAUAACUGAUUACAACAUAAUUAAACAGAUACCUAAAUAAAUAGACAGACAUCAGUUAGAUAAAUAAUUUUAUAGUACAAUCUUAUGCUGCUGGUCCAGAAUGUGAACAUAAGACAUGCAUUAAUGAACCAGCAAUAACUUAUUGUGUAACAUUUCUACUUGUGUGUAGCUAAUAUACCUGAGACUCAGUACAAAAAAUGGCAUUAAAAGAGUGCAUAUUUUUAGGGAAUUUUAAUGUCUCCUGUUGGUAAUGUCAAAUUGGGCAGUGUAAAAUACCUCUUAUGGUAAAAGUACCUACCUGUAUGAAAAGUGUGUCUAUAGGUAAUGUAACAUCAUAGCAUUGUUCUUCUUUCUCUUCUGCUCUCAAUGGCUCUCAUAAAGAAAAUGUCUAUGGAACUAAGUGUUAUGAUGGAACUGCCACUUUAUGCAGAAUAGUGUUUGUUUAUUGGACAUAUCUGAAACACUUCUGCAGAAAAUGGAAAUCAUGAAAAAGUUAUUAUAAUAAAAAACAUAUGAAUUGAUUUGGUGCAAAUGUGAAUAAUUAAAACUACACAGUAUUACUUUGUUAAGAAAAACAAAGAAAGACACUUUCGUUUCUGAGGAGGGUAUGGGAGGGGGAACUGUCUUCAAUAUGAUUUGACAGGGAUCAUAUUCCCAUGACAUUCAUUGCCAAAUAAACGCCUCUAACUUAAUUAAAUUCUCAACGGUUUGGUUUUACUUGAAGUUUGUUGAUGUUUUUGGUUGGUGUAUGUAGGAAUAUUGUAAUGGGGUAAAUGGCUGUUUUCCUUUAAACAAGCUAUUAAACUUGCAUGAAAAGAGGCUCUUACAGAAAGUAGUGUUGUACAUGUAAAAAAAUGCAGUAAGAAUGCUUCUUCAAAUUGAUAAUAUUAAAUUCCAUAAGCCUGGUUUCAACACCAAGAACUCAUUGCCUCGUGUGACGUUAUACUUAUUAAAAAACUAGGUGCAUGCUGGACAAUGUAAUAUGCUUUUAAAUUUC
Liolophura sinensis is the source of this 3447-nucleotide messenger RNA. RefSeq names its product NAD-dependent protein deacetylase sirtuin-3-like. Gene Ontology annotation, cellular component: nucleus. Gene Ontology annotation, molecular function: NAD+ binding; histone deacetylase activity, NAD-dependent. The record is from RefSeq and is a predicted model, not a curated record. The transcript has 10 exons. Bases 118 to 1626 code for a protein of 502 amino acids. Lineage: Eukaryota; Metazoa; Mollusca; Polyplacophora; Chitonida; Chitonidae.